UGAUUUUCCUUGCAUUCCGCAAUGGCGCUAACCUUUGAAAUUGACAGCCAUUUUUAGGCGUCUAAUUCAUACCCGUUUCCUUCUCCUUCCUAAAUUUAGCCAAACACAAAAACUUGCGAAUCUGUGCUCAAUGUUUCUUUCUAUGUUUAUUCUCUUCGAAUUUCUUCGAACAAAAGACAAACACCAUCUAACUUGUUUCCCUUUCUGCGUCGUGCCAUUCCAUUGUGCUGGAAGAUGCACCACAACCUUGCAAGGUUGUGGAUUGCUUUGCUUGCGGUCUCAACCACGCUAGUUCAUUGCAAAACUGCCUCCCAAGAUGUUUCAGCCCUUAAUGUGAUGUAUACCAGCUUAAAUUCUCCUUCACAACUGAGUGGCUGGAAAUCAAGUGGAGGUGAUCCUUGUGGCGACUCCUGGGAGAGAAUAAAAUGCUCAGGCUCAUCUGUCACAGAAAUAAAUUUAUCUGACCUGGGACUUACUGGAUCAAUGGGCUACCAGCUGUCUAGCUUAACAUCAGUUACUUAUUUUGAUUUGAGCAACAACAACCUCAAGGGUGAUAUACCGUAUCAACUUCCUCCAAAUGCUCGUUACAUAGAUCUUUCUAAGAAUGGCUUCACUGGAGGUGUACCUUAUUCCAUUUCUCAGAUGAGUGACCUCAACCACCUAAAUCUUGGACAUAAUCGGCUCAAUAACCAGUUGGGAGACAUGUUCAAGAAACUCACUAAACUCAAACAACUGGAUUUAUCAUUCAAUUCAAUGUCAGGAAACCUGCCUCAGAGUCUUAAAUCACUCUCAAGCCUCAAGAAGUUGCAUCUGGAAAACAAUCAAUUCUCUGGUUCUGUAAAUGUUCUUGCAAACCUUCCACUUGAAGAAUUGAAUGUUGAAAACAACAAAUUUACUGGCUGGUUUCCUGAGGAGUUAAAGGAUAUAAAUAGCUUGGAAACUGGAGGAAACUCUUGGUCAACUGGGCCAGCACCUCCUCCUCCUCCUGGUACACCCCCUAUCAAGCAUUCUGAGAAAAAGAAGAAUGAAAAAUCUGUUGUUAGUGGAGUAGCUAUAGCAGGCAUAGCUUUUGGUGUUCUGGCAAUAAUUAUAAUUGUCAUUGCUCUUUCAAAAAAAAGGUCAUCUUUAAGGUCAUCUUUACCUUCUUCACAUUUUAUGGAUGAAGAGAAGAAUAGUCAGCGUAGAUCUUUUACACCCCUUGCAUCUCAGGAGUUAUCCAAAGAUUCGGGUGCUGAUGUCAGCAAAGAAUACAAAGGAUUUAAGUCAUUGGACUCCACUUCAAUUGACAUAAAGACUUUGCAAAAAGCUCCAUCAAUUGAUGUUAGGUCAUCAAUCUCUGAUUGUGUGCAAUCUUUUAAUGACAUUGAGUUUGCAAAUCGUCUAAAUGCUAGAAGAAGCACAUCAAUCCGUUGUAUUCCUUUUUCAUUGGCAGAGUUGCAGACUGUUACUGCUAAUUUUGCUUCAGGUCGACUUCUUGGCGAAGGAUCCAUUGGACGUGUUUAUCGGGCCAAAUAUGCUGAUGGAAAGGUAUUGGCUGUGAAAAAAAUCAACUCUUCACUUUUCCAUGGUGGCCCUCCUGAGGAAUUCUCUCAGAUUGUUUCAAACAUCUGGAAACUUCACCACCCAAAUAUUGCUGAGCUUGUUGGUUAUUGUUCAGAACAGGAACACAUGUUAAUAUAUGAUUAUUUCAGAAACGGCUCUCUCCAUGACUUUUUACACUUAUCAGAUGACUUCAGCAAACCACUCACUUGGAACACCAGAAUCAGAAUUGCAUUGGGAACAGCUCGGGCUGUUGAGUACCUACAUGAAAUUUGUUCUCCAUCUUUAGUUCACAAGAAUAUCAAGUCCUCCAAUAUUUUGCUUGACACGGAUCUGAAUCCUCGUCUCUCAGACUAUGGUUUGGCAUCCUUCUAUCAGCGUACUAGCCAAAAUCUUGGGGCAGGAUAUAAUGCACCAGAAUGCACAAAACCUUCAGCCUAUACCCUGAAAAGUGAUGUAUACAGUUUUGGGGUAGUCAUGCUGGAAUUAUUGACAGGUCGAAUGCCUUUAGACAGUUCAAAGCCAAAACCAGAACAAUGUCUCGUUCGUUGGGCCACCCCACAGCUUCAUGACAUCAAUGCGUUGGAAAAAAUGGUUGACCCUGCCUUGCGGGGACUUUACCCUCCUAAAUCACUCUUCCGAUUUGCUGAUAUCGUCGCUCUUUGUGUUCAGUCUGAGCCCGAAUAUCGGCCAUCUGUGUCAGAGGUGGUUCAGGCAUUGGUGCGAUUAGUUCAGCGUUCAAGUAUGAAAAUGAGAGAGGAACUUGAAGCCUAUGGUCGGAUCGAUGAUUAUGAUGACUCAUCCAUUGUAUAAAUGUCACAUAUUGAAUGAAGAAGCCCUUGCCACCCCCACUUCUCAACUCGUGGUCACUUCGAUAGAUGUACUAUUUAUAGAAAUUUCAGUGAUCCCAGCGUUUUGAAUUUUUUAUUUUUUUUCUUCAUAAAAGUAGUCGUAGGUUGUACUAGAAAAGCUUUUGGAAAAUUAUAAAGAUUUGUUUUUUGGAACAAUUUUAGGGAGAUAAUUAUUGAGAUGUGUAAAACCCAAGAAAAAAGGAUACCUGGUUGAACACAAGUAUUCCUGUUUGGCUGUGUUGAUGCGUUUCGUACACUUACAAGUUUGAAACAUGGAGGGAGCAGGAUACUUUUCUAUUAAGAUGGUGUUCGGUGACUUUGGUUAGGCAACUAAAAUUGCUUUGACAAGUUUUUCUUAUACAAUCUUUUAUAUCAUACGCAUACAA
Gastrolobium bilobum is the source of this 2776-nucleotide messenger RNA. RefSeq names its product protein STRUBBELIG-RECEPTOR FAMILY 5-like. The transcript is spliced from 16 exons. Bases 235 to 2352 code for a protein of 705 amino acids. Lineage: Eukaryota; Viridiplantae; Streptophyta; Magnoliopsida; Fabales; Fabaceae. Gene Ontology annotation, biological process: protein phosphorylation. The record is from RefSeq and is a predicted model, not a curated record. Gene Ontology annotation, molecular function: ATP binding; protein kinase activity; receptor serine/threonine kinase binding.